AGUGUUGUUGCAUAAAUUCAUUGUUAAGCAAAAGAAAGGUGAAUUGUGCAAUACGAUACUUAACGCAUCUAUGUUCACGUCAGAUGGUUGAUAAUAAUGCCACAUUGUAUGCUGUAUGUGGCAUUGUGGGCAAAAGCCUAUGUGAGUCGCGAUAAACGUGAAUUUGUCAUAUAUUAACAUGUAUACGUCACAGUAUUUAUCGGACAGUUGAAGAGAUGAGAGAAGUGAGUUCACGUGGUUUCAUCUGACUUACUAGUUUGACAGUUCUCUCUGACUGGGACUGCGGGGCAGCAGCAGCAUACUUCCGUAUGCUCUCGCGGUCUUUUUUUCGGGUUUUUUUUACAAGAAACGGAACGAUUUGCCCGACCCUUUCUGCUUACCUCAGCGACCAAACCAGAAGCACCAGUGUCACAACCUGAACCUUGAUCUGUGCAGUGGUGGGGCCAAACCGGAUGCACCACUGUCACAACCUGAACCUCGAUCUGUGCAGUGGUAUGCAAAUAUUUUCUUCCCUGUGCCACCCAGGCAGUGAAAAAAAUGGAGCAUGCUUUUUAGGACAAAAAUAUUGCUAUAUAGGUGCUAUUCCUCUGUUUUUUAAAAUUGUAGUUUUCGUGUAAAUACUGAAACAAAGGUGAAAAUGCCUUUCAAAAGGUAAGAAUGCAACAGCUUAAUUAUAAGCUGCUCUGAGAACUCAACUGUGUUUCUCUUUUAAUUAUUUGAAAAUACUGAAUGGAGAGAAAAAGGACUCGGUUAAGUCUUUCUUCUUCUGAAGAAGAAGAUAGGGACAGGAGAUCUAGCCAAAGGUUUAGAAAGAGAGUCAGAUAUUUUGAAGAUGAUGAGCAGAAGGAAGAGGAAGUCGAAGAGGAGGAUGAAGAGGAGGAUGAAGAAGAAGAAAAUGAGCAGCCAGGCCCAUCCACCCAGAACACCCACAACCAGAGGACACAAGAAGACAGAUUCUUACAUGUAACCUGUGGAAACAAGAAGGGCAUCCUGGAUGUAGGAAAGCUGGACAGAGGCAAGGAGUGUAUUGAGUGUGAAGGUCACUGGUUUGCUCCACCUGCCUUUGAGGACUUUGGAGGGAAAGGGCACAGUAAAAAAUGGAAAACAAGUAUUUUCUAUGACAAUAAGCCUCUACAGUUUUGGUUUGAGCAAGGUUCUUUAACCACUAAGGGAUUUAAAAGGAGAAGAACUGAGACUGCAAAGCAUAAGAAAAUCCUGUCAUCAGACCAUGAAUCAGGGAGCCUUUCUGAAGAGUCAGAAAUAAGCCUACAAUCUGGUGAAGGAAAUGAGGAAGAUGAUGUUAAAGAUGAAGACUGGCAUCCAGGCAGUGAAGAAUUGGCACCAGAGACAGAGGAGGAGGAGGAAGAAAGGGUAGGGACUGAAAAAGGAGGAGAGGUUGUAGAAGAGGAAGAUAAACUGGAAAAGGGAGAAAUGGAAGAUGAGGAUAUUCCUGUUGUUGCUGAUAACGACAGUGACAACGAUGCAUUUGAAGGGAGUGAGACAAAAUUGAUCAUUUCAGCAGCUAAGAAAAGUGCAUUGCAAAUGAAACUGCAAGUUCUCAUCGAGAGGCUGCCAGAGGUCAGGCGUGAUUGUCAGUCCAACUGCACAGAUCAUCCAGUAAUAGCCAAUUUUUUUACAGUGGAUGCACAGAGUGAAGAGAAGAGAGGAUGCAAUGCCUCGGCAAAGAAUGACACCUCCGUCACAUCAGCCGGACACAUUGAUCCCACUCAGAUACCAGAACCACCCGUCGUUGGAGGUAUUAAGGAAGAAAAUGGAGAGGAGCUGAGUGAAAAUAUCAAGAGUGAAGAACAUGGACAAAGAGAAAUCAAAACUGAAGCUGUAAAUUUUCCAUCAUCAACUACCUCAUCCCCAGAAAUCAAACCUGCCGACAUUAUAGACAACUUGCAGGGGACAGAAGUCCGAGAGUCGGAAAUGGGGCAUUGUGAAGAGAAGGAGGAAGAAUGGAGGAGAAGAGCGAUGGGGCCUGAAAUGCAGAGACAGUUGACUGAACAUUUUGAAGACUGUGACAGUGCUGAUACUGAGCAUUUUUACAUGCCACCAUUUGAAGCCAGUGGUCAAGCCUUUGCAAAUGAAAAUGCAAACACAACGUCCAUUGGAGGCUUUAAAGAAGAAAGCAUAGAGGCGACGAGUGUUGGCCCUCCCACUAUACGUGUGAAUGUGCUGGUUGGUGAGAACUCGGAUAUCACCACCGCUGGUGUGGCUCAAUUACAAGAGAUGGUGCAAGAAAAAAGGUGUCCCCAAACAGUCCAAGCCUCAGACAUGUUGGAGGGUCCAUCCUCUGGGCCCUCUGCUGGCUUUAAUUUGGAUACGAUGGACCUUGAUCAGCUAAAGAGAGAAAAAAUAAAAAUGCAAUUGAAAGUCUUAAAGUUGCAAGAGGAAUACUACACCCUGCAAAUAAAGAAAUUUAAACAAUGAAA
Messenger RNA from Thunnus maccoyii (southern bluefin tuna), 2438 nucleotides. Its product is annotated as ABC transporter F family member 4-like. Gene Ontology annotation, biological process: positive regulation of transcription by RNA polymerase II. Gene Ontology annotation, molecular function: DNA-binding transcription activator activity, RNA polymerase II-specific; RNA polymerase II cis-regulatory region sequence-specific DNA binding. The record is from RefSeq and is a predicted model, not a curated record. NCBI's taxonomy places the organism in Eukaryota, Metazoa, Chordata, Actinopteri, Scombriformes, Scombridae. Bases 730 to 2436 code for a protein of 568 amino acids. The transcript is spliced from 14 exons.